AGCUGCAUCGUGUCGAUGUUUCCUUCUUCACAAUGCUGGAAGAAGCACAGAGAUGGCAAUAGCGACAGUAAGAUAGUGAUUCUGCUUGCUCCUUGUUUUCGUGUACUAUUUCUUAUAAAAUAUUAAAAUUUUAUUUAGUUAAUAAACAUUAAAAUGAUUCAAUCUGCUUUACGUAUGACGAAAUUACCUAUAUUAAAGGGAAGUGCGUCAGCUGAUGGUCGAUUGACCUUAUUGUUUGCCAAUUUAAAUAUAACCUCAAAAAACAUUUGCACUACCUCUUUAUCUAGGAAAGUGAUUCGUAUAGAUAAUGAAAAAGUGAAGGUUGGCAGUAACUCGAAAUAUGGAUUAGUAGACGGAGAAACUACGAUGGAAACAAUGAAUAUUAAUCAACAGCAACAUCUAUUUCCUAAUGAAGAUACACCAAAUCGACUCUUUGAUGGUAGACCGUUUAAAGAUAUACAUGUUGUUAAUAUAAAAUCAACUCCUAAUAACACAAUUAUGAACUUCAAAGAAGGUCGUGGUAGAGUAUUAAUGCUGCAUUCAGCUGGUAUAGAAGGUUUUAAGAAUGCUAAGAAAGGGACAAACCUUGCUGCUCAACAAGCAGCUAUUACACUUGGCAAUCGUAUUCGUGAAUAUGGUGUAAAUACAAUAAGAAUAAAGGUACAAGGUAUUGGUCCAGGUAGAAUGUCUUCUAUAAAAGGUUUACAAAUGACAGGAUUAAAUAUUAUAUCAAUUACGGAUGCUACUAGAGUAAGUUGGAAUCCACCUAGACCACGAAAACGGAGAAGGGUGUGAUUAUUAUGUAUUAUGAUUUAUUAUUAACUGUGAACAUAUAAUUGGAUAUAUUAAUAGAUAUAUUAUCUUA
Molecule: messenger RNA, 865 nt
Organism: Nylanderia fulva
Lineage: Eukaryota; Metazoa; Arthropoda; Insecta; Hymenoptera; Formicidae
Gene: mRpS11
Product: mitochondrial ribosomal protein S11
Biological process (GO): translation
Cellular component (GO): ribosome
Molecular function (GO): structural constituent of ribosome
Source: RefSeq, a predicted model, not a curated record